Molecule: messenger RNA, 2981 nt
Organism: Sus scrofa (pig)
Lineage: Eukaryota; Metazoa; Chordata; Mammalia; Artiodactyla; Suidae
Gene: RNF133
Product: ring finger protein 133
Source: RefSeq, a predicted model, not a curated record
ACUGAAAUCACCCAUAACAGCAUUUGAAACACUCAAGCCUGUCAAUUUGCAGCAUGCUCUAAGCUCUUACCUAAUUGGCUGCGUUGUCUUUUAUGUCAUAAUCAUAUCACCCAACAGUAAGCAGUAUCUAGAGUUACAGUAGUGAGACUGGGAUUUUUUUUUUCAAUCUAAAGUUUUUCUCUCUCCAAAAAAUAAAACAUCCGAAACUCAUAAGACAUCUUUAAGAAUUUCUUACAAAAACAUGCUGAAAGACAGUGGAACUUGUUUUCACCCAGAUAUUUUUGAUUUUACUAUCUUCAAUUGAUCAUCAACAGAUGUGGGAGCCACAUCUUUUUGUUGGUUUGGUCCUUCAGUCGUUGAGCCGAGAGAGAGAUGAUGAAUCUCCUCAAGACUGGCACCUGGAGAAGCAACGUUGCCUCUUCCUGGCUCAUGACAUUCAGUUUUCUUUGGCUGCUUAGCCAGCACUGUUGCAGAGCCAGUGCUGUUUGGACUGCUUACAUGAACAUAUCUUUUCAUGUCGGGAAUCGCAUGUUGUCAGAGUUGGGAGAGACCGGAGUAUUUGGGAGAAGCUCCACUUUGAAGACGGUGGCGGGAGUUAUUGUGCCGCCACAGGGAAAAACACAAAAUGCAUGCAACCCCAGUACCGUUUUCAGCAAACCGAAGAACUCAGAGACGUGGCUCGCACUGGUUGAACGGGGAGGUUGCACCUUCACACAGAAGAUCAAGGUGGCCGUGGAAAAGGGAGCCAGUGGAGUCAUCAUCUACAACUUCCCAGGAACUGGCAAUCAGGUCUUUCCCAUGUCUCAUCAGACCUUCGAAGACAUCGUUGUGGUCAUGAUUGGUAACUUAAAAGGCAUGGAGAUUUUGCAUUUAAUUCGGAAGGGAGUUCACGUCACAGUCAUGAUUGAGGUGGGAAGAAAACACAUCAUCUGGAUGAAUCACUAUUUUGUCUCUUUUGUGAUCGUCACAACUGCUACUUUAGCAUAUUUCAUCUUUUAUCAUAUUCGAAGACUUUGGGUAGCAAGGAUUCAGAGCAGAAGAUGGCAGCGGUUAACUACCGAUCUCAAGAAAGCCUUCGGCCAACUUCAACUUCGGGUCCUGAAAGAGGGAGACGACGAGGUCGGUCCCAAUGGCGAUAGCUGUGUGGUUUGCUUUGAACUCUAUAAGCCUAAUGAUACCGUUCGUAUUCUGACUUGUAAACACUUUUUCCACAAGAAUUGCAUUGACCCCUGGGUUCUAGCCCACGGGACGUGCCCCAUGUGCAAAUGUGACAUUCUUAAAGCUCUGGGGAUUCAAGUGGAUGUUGAAGAUGGAACAGAAUCUUUGCAAAUCCUAAUGUCGAGUGAACUGCCUGGUCUCUUGUCACCUAGUGAGGAAGGCCCUGGUAAUGAACCUCCUCCUGCAGGAAGGUUGGAUAAAGUGACCCACGUGGAGGUGGAGGCACAGCCUGCCUCUCAGACUGCCGGCCAGGCCGAAUCGGUAUCAGCAGAUGUUCAUCCUCCACCGUGACAACCUGGCAUGACCUUCGAGGAAGUGGAUUAAACCUGUUUGUGAAAUCAGGUCCUAAAUACUGACAAGCAGUUUGUCUGUCUGAAGUGUGGUUUUUGUGUCCUUUUUUUGUUACUUCAGUAAUCUACAUGCUUUGUCAAGUCUCAGAGACAGAAAAAAGUCCUAGCAGGAUUUUUUUUCCCUUUUUUUCAUCUUUGCUAACUGACUUUUUGUCAGUGUGGGUUAAUCCUCUGAGUAUAUAUGGUUUAUUUCCAUGUGCACAGGAAUGUUAAACCAAGGACAAACUUUAUUCCCCGAAUUUUUUUGUUUAUAUAUUGGACUUUAUUUUGGUAAGAAAAUUGUUGAUAUAUUUGCAUGUUCCUUAUAACAUAGAAAGUACCAAUGAAAUUUGAAAACCGUAAAUUACCUUUUAUAUGCUAGGAAGAAUAAAAUUUAUCUUUUGAUAUUUAUAGUACAAUAUACUGACGUUGAAGUCAUUGUGCUGUUUUCAUUCUUGGCAUGAAAAUUUUACUGUACUUCUGUAUUACUUUUGACUAGUUCUGUUCAAGUCAUUAGGGCAGCUUAUGUGAUCUGUGUGUGCAUAGUGAUAGAAAUUUUAAAGGAAAAUUCCUAGCACUCUUUAAGUGAAUUGCAGAUAUUUCAGUGCCCAGUAUUGCUUAUCAUAGUUGUUACAUAAUAUAUGGAAAAAUUUAAAUGAUGACGAAUUCCUACAUUUAGUCAGUGUAUUUACUUCUCAGUGUCCCACUUAUUCCCCGGUUCAUUUUUCUACAGUUAAAUAAAACACUGUAAAUAUGUCAGAUUAUUUGGGAGAUAAGUACCACAAUGUGGAAGUUAUUAUGACAUCUUGUUUUUUUGUGUACUGUAUUGCCCAGGAUCUAGCACAGUGCUAGACACACAAAUAUUUGAGUAAAUGGAUUUUUAAACAAUGUAACUCUUAUAUGUUAAUCUGAAACUGGACAGUUUAUUCCAAUCAUCCAAAAUAAUGGAACUUCCAUCCUGAAAAUUUUCAUCCCAAAUCACUUUGACAAAAUGGAAAAUUACAAUUGUUACUCUAGAAUUCAGUGUUAUAAUUAAGCAUGCAUAAUUGCAGUGAAGAGCUUUGAACUCCUCAGGGCUGACGAGGGGUGUGAAUUCUUGUGCAGCCCUGGAAGAGAGCUCUAGUAAGAGAUUUUUGUGAGUUGCUCAGUGCUAACAAUACUGGAAUUCAGAGACAGGCAGAAGCUGAUUCUGACCUCCACAAUGCCAAGGAGGAAGGAGAUUCCUCUAAGGCCAGAGAGAACUGAGAUGCAGCAAAAAUUAGGCACAUGGCCAGGUAGGGUGAUGGCUGGCUUGGUACACACAGGCUUUUUUCUUUUUAAAAAAAUAUCCAACCAUGGACAAGUGUUUUGGUUAAAUUAAUCCCAAGAGCUACUCUUUGAAGGGCUAGUAUAGCCAAAAAAAAAAAAAAAAAAAAAAAAAAAAAAAAAAAAAAA